UUCCCGUCGCUGCUUUGGGCGACUCGGGCGCACCGCGAAGGGACGACCCUCCGGCCGCGUUUGGGGGGCUCCUCCGAGGGAGGCUGCGUGCGGUAGGGUCUGGAGCUUUCCUCCAGCCGGCCGGGGAAAGAUAUGGGAACUGGAGGAGGUUCCCAACCUGCUACCCUUCCAGGCUGAUUUCCUGCGCAGAUCGCCACCGCUCGCGGCCAGCGACCCGCGCGGUUCCGUCUAAGAAAGGUUAGUUUGCGGAUUGCUGCCAGUUAGAUCAAUAGAGCGCGCCAGCAGAAAGAAAAGACUCGAAAUAGGAAAGCUCCGCGAAGACGGGAAAGGGAGGACAAACGGCGGCUGACAUCACGGGGGGCGGGUCGAAAGCCCUAAGAAAAGCCUUAGGAUCCGAGCCCCAGCGCUGCUCGCCACAGCCUCAUCAUGAACAGCCACAACCGCUCCGAGCUCCACGUCCUCUGCAGCUCUGGCCAGCUGCUCCUGCAGCCCCUCUGGGACCGCCUGAGGACCUGGGAGGCUCUCAUGCAGUCGCCCUUCUUUCCUGUCUUCUUCUCCAUCACCACCUACGUGGGCUUCUGCCUGCCCUUCGUGGUGCUGGACGUGCUGUGCCCCUGGGUGCCCGCGCUGCGGCGCUACAAGAUCCACCCGGACUUCUCGCCGUCGGCGCGGCAGCUGCUGCCUUGCCUCGGGCAGACGCUCUUCCAGCACGUGGUGUUCGUGUUCCCCAUGACGCUGCUGCACUGGGCUGUGAGCCCGGCCCUCCUGCCCGUCGAGGCCCCCGAGCUGUCCCAGCUGGUGUGCCACGUGGUGCUCUGCCUGCUGCUCUUCGACACCGAGUUCUUCGUGUGGCAUCUGCUGCAUCACAGGGUGCCCUGGCUGUACCGGACCUUCCACAAGAUGCACCAUCAGAAUUCGUCGCCGUUCGCGCUGGCCACACAGUACAUGAGCGUCGGGGAGCUCUUUUCCUUGGGUUUCUUUGACAUGGUGAACAUCUUGCUGCUGCGGUGCCACCCUCUCACCACCCUGACCUUCCACGUGGUCAACAUCUGGCUGUCGGUGGAGGACCACUCCGGCUACGACUUCCCCUGGUCCACGCACAGACUGGUACCUUUCGGGUGGUUUGGGGGCGUGGCGCACCACGACCUGCAUCACUCCCAGUUUAAUUGCAACUUCGCACCUUACUUCACACACUGGGACAAAAUACUGGGAACUCUGAGGUCUGCUCACGCCAAGUAAUGUGCACCGUACCCCUCCCGGCAGAGUGCGUGGUGGGUGCACCUCAGACCUGGGGCAUUUCACACUUGAAUCAGGACAGACACACUUGAGGUGGACUUGAGGUGGUUUUGUUUUGUUGUUUCUUUUUCCGAUGGGUAACUUAUUAUCUGCUAGAAAUUUGCAGAGAAAAUCUGAUGUAUUUUUCACAAUCUAAUACGGUAAUUUAUUGUAAUGUUUGUAUAUAAGCAGUUGUAUUCUUGAUGUGGAAUUCUAACUCACUUCAAUACCCUUGAUUUCUGGGUAUAAAAGAUCCAAAAUCACUGGCAUAUGUAAAUAAUCUCUAAAAAGAUUUGUUUGUAGAACAAGGUAUUUUACUAUGUUUGAAGGUGUCCUAGAACUAGGCUAAAAGAAUAUAUUUUUAUGGAGCAUCUGAUCUCUGACUGUAAAAAUGAAGCAUGGUCCUGCUGGACAGUGACUCAGAUUAUUGUACUUUUAAAAAAUAUUUUUGUAGACUUGUAUAUUUAUAUUGAAAUAAAUGUUAUUUGUGCUUGAAAAAGAGUCAAGCCCUAAACUCAACAA
Molecule: messenger RNA, 1797 nt
Organism: Dama dama (fallow deer)
Lineage: Eukaryota; Metazoa; Chordata; Mammalia; Artiodactyla; Cervidae
Gene: CH25H
Product: cholesterol 25-hydroxylase
Exons: 2
Coding region: 427-1239 (270 amino acids)
Biological process (GO): cholesterol metabolic process; sterol biosynthetic process
Molecular function (GO): steroid hydroxylase activity; iron ion binding; C-4 methylsterol oxidase activity
Source: RefSeq, a predicted model, not a curated record